AUGGCGGCGGUGCAGUGGCGAUCACGUUGGCGCAAGUAUGAAGCUGAGCUGCUGAGAUGUCGCCCAGAGGCUCAACCUGUAGAAUUUGGAGAUUACCAUCCUCUAAAGCCAAUACUGGUAACAGAUUCAAAGACUCGGCGUGGCGUCCGCAAAGGCAGCACCUCCUCUUCCUCCUCGUCCUCUUCCUCAGUUCCUCCAGACCCGCUGAGUUCUAUGCUGGACGGGACGGACCCUUUGUCACUGUUUGCGGCGUCGGCCGUUGAGAUUCCAGCGGUGCCUCGCGGCGGCUCAGGGGACCAGGGGAAGAAGACCAUCGAGGAAGAAGUGGUAGGAGCUGACUUUGAGCCAUGGUCUGCCAAGAGGGGAGAGAUCCUGGCCUGGUUUACCACCACAGAGAAACUGUCCAUUAAUAUCUGCAUGGGCUCUGACAAAGGAAAAGCCACCAGUCCACAACCUUCAGCGGUGUCAGAGAAGGUCCGCACACGCCUCGAGGAGCUGGAUGAUCUCGAAGAGGGCUCCCAGAGAGAGAUGCUGAACCUCUCGCAGCAGGACUAUGCCAACCGUAUCGAGGAGUUAAACCAGUCCCUGAAGGAAGCCUGGGCCGCGGACCAGAAAGUCAAAGCUCUCAAAAUAGUCAUCCAGUGUGCCAAGCUCCUGUCAGACACGGCUGUGAUCCAGUUCUAUCCCAGCAAGUUUGUUCUCAUCACCGACAUCAUGGACACGUUCGGUCGACUCGUGUAUGAGCGGAUCUGGAGCAUGUGUUCGGAGCCGCAGCCUUUGACCGCUGCCUUCACCCCUGACGAUGUGAACGACACGGCCAAGGAGACCUGCCUCAACUGGUUCUUCAAAAUCGCCUCCAUCAGAGAACUCCUGCCCAGACUAUAUGUGGAGGCCUCUAUUCUCAAGUGCAACUGUUUCUUGAACAGGAACGGUAUCUCUACAACUCUACCCAGACUGACAGCGAUGGUCAGGGGCAUUGGCGAUCCUUUAGUUGCGGCGUAUGCAAGAGCUUACCUGUGUCGGGUGGGCAUGGAAGUGGCUCCUCAGCUCAAGGACAGCCUCAACACUAACUUCUUUGACCUGCUGGGGGCGCUGCGUCAGCUGGGAGGAGAGAGCGUGCAGAACCAGCUGGUGGUGCAGAGGGUGGAGAUGCCCGAGUACCUCACGCUCUACUCCCCGGCCAUCAACUGGCUCCUGCAGUGCGUAGCAUACCGCGCCCCAGAGGCUCUACUGACGGAGAUGAUGGAAAGGUGCAAGAUCAUGGGGAACAAUGCCUUGUUGCUGAAUUCUGUCAUGAGAGCCUUUCGAGCAGAGUUUGUCGCCGCUCGAGCCACUGACUUCAUCGGAAUGAUCAAAGAAUGUGACGAGGCCGGAUUCCCAAAGCAUCUUCUGUUUGGAUCUUUGGGCCGCAGCUUGGCCAGUGCUGACCCUCCGGAGUCCGAGAGAUUGACGAUUCUCAACGACGCCUGGAAAGUCAUCACUAAAGUCCGCAGCCCCAGGGACUACAUCAACUGUGCGGAGAUCUGGGUGGAGUUCACCUGUCGCCAUUUCACGAAGCGAGAGGUGAACACUGUGUUAGCCGACAUGAUCAAACACAUGACUCCAGACCGAGCUUUCGAGGACGCGUACCCCCAGCUGCAGGCUGUGAUCGGGAAGAUCCUCACCUACUUCCAUGACUUCUCUGUUCUCUUCUCCAUGGAGCGUUUUCUCCCAUUCCUGGACAUGUUCCAGAAAGACAGCGUCAGGGUGGAGGUCUGCCGCUCUAUUAUGGAGGUCUUCAUCAGACACCAGCUGGAGCCCACUCGAGACCCGGUCAUCCUCAACGCCAUGCUCCACAUCUGCAAGACCAUGCACGACUCUGUCAAUGCCCUGACUCUCGAGGAUGAAAAGCGAUCCUCGUCUCUUCUAAUCAUCGGUUUUAUUCGCAUGGUGUCGUUCGGCCGUGAUUUCGAGCAGCAGCUGAACUUUUGCGUGGAGUCCAGAUCCACGUUCUGUAACCUGGAGCCCGUUCUGGUGCAGCUCAUUCACACGGUGAACCAGCUCGCCAUGGCGACCAGAAGAGUGAUGCAAGGAAACCACUCCAGAAAAACCGCCGCCUUUGUCAGAGCCUGUGCAGCCUACAGUUUCAUCACCAUCCCGUCUCUGAGCAGCAUCUUCAGCCGCCUGAGCCUCUACCUGCUCUCGGGACAAGUUGCGUUGGCAAAUCAGUGUUUGUCCCAAGCCGAUGCGUUCCUGAAGGCGGCCGUGAGUUUACUCCCGGACGUCCCUCGCACCAUCAGCAUCGAGGGCAAACUCCGCUCCUCCGAGAGCUUCCUUCUCGACUUCACCAACAACUUCCUGUCCACUUUGCUGGUUGUCCCGGACCACCCGGAGCAUGGCGUGCUGUACCUGGUGCGUGGUCUUCUCAACAUGGUGCAGGACUACACCUGGGAAGACAACGGCGACGCCAAAGUGCGCGUCUACAUCAGCGCACUGCCGCUCUUAGCCGCCAUGAGCCAAGAAACAUACCUCUACUCUAUUCCCAAAAUGGACUCCAAUGAGACUCUCUACGGCGGGGACCCCAAGUUUCUUUCCGAGAUCAACAAACUAUGUGAGACCCUGAUCGGGCAAGUCCUGGACCACUUGAAGGCGCUCGGGCGUGAGGAGCAGAGCGCUCGGCGUCAGGGAGCCCUGGCCUUCUCCCUGUUCGGAGUCCUGCUCGCUCACGGAGACCUGCGCAACAACAAGCUCAGCCAGCUCGCCGUCAACCUGUGGAACCUGAGCCACAAGCACGGAUUCUGUGACACCCGCCUCUCCGUGCGGACUCUGGAGCACAUGAAGCAGCAGGCGCAGCAGCCCGACAUGUCGCACCUGUCGGACACGCUCCAGAGACUCGCUCUGCAGUCACGCACUUAA
Messenger RNA from Knipowitschia caucasica, 2895 nucleotides. The record is from the annotation of a GenBank genome assembly. NCBI's taxonomy places the organism in Eukaryota, Metazoa, Chordata, Actinopteri, Gobiiformes, Gobiidae.